Messenger RNA from Xenopus tropicalis (tropical clawed frog), 797 nucleotides. RefSeq names its product GON7 subunit of KEOPS complex (gene gon7). Bases 144 to 437 code for a protein of 97 amino acids. The record is from RefSeq and is a predicted model, not a curated record. The transcript has 2 exons. Gene Ontology annotation, cellular component: EKC/KEOPS complex. NCBI's taxonomy places the organism in Eukaryota, Metazoa, Chordata, Amphibia, Anura, Pipidae.
UAAACAAAGCAGCCAAAGACGCUGCAAAUCUGUCACUGAAAAUGAUGAAACCGCUGCCUGGAGACUGCGCUUAUCUGUCGCAGAAUAAUGACGUUUGUAUAUGACAAUUUGUGAUUGGCCGAGUUCCCCAUGGGUGAACCCUCAUGAUGGAGCUAAGUGCAGAACUGACUAACAGAGACGGUAGUUGUCGUCCGUUUCAGUUUAGAUGUGAGCGAACGUUGAAAGGACUGGCGAGUGGCCUGGAGCAGCUAAAAGGAGAAGUGUCCACCAUUUUAACCGAGCUGGUGUUACAAGAAAAGGGAGAGGGGGCACUGACAUCUGGAGAUCAGGAAUCUGCAGGUGAAGAAGAUGACGAAGAUGCAGAUGAAAAAGAUUUUGCUGAAAAUGGAGUAAGCAGUAAUGGACCUCCUACUAAAAGAAAGAAAAAUCAGGAUUGAAUUGAAUUUACUUGAACAUUAUUUUGGUCAUCUCUUUGUAAAUAAUGCAGGUCCUUCUUUAUACUGUAUGCUCUGACUUGGACUAAAACUUAAGGAUACAAUUUUGUUUCCAGUAUGUAAUUUAUCACUGUAAAUGCACAAAAAUCAAGGCAUUUUAAAUAAUAAAUACACCUUUUUCUAACUGCAGUUUUAGUUGAAUAGUAACCAUAGCUCAACUGCAGAUUUUUCUUUUUUUACAGAUUCACAAUUUUGUUUCCUCUUGGAUUUGGGUAGCGCGUAUUAAAUAAACAAAACAGCAGCAGCUUUUUGUUGUUUUUUUUACCUUUUCUGGAGUAAACCCAAAUAAACUGUUUAAUAAUA